AGCUGUACUUGUUCUAUCACACUCACACACUCUUGCCACCUCGGUUUAUAGCAGGGGACACUCCGGCUCUCCUCUCCAAAGCUGCGCAGUGAGCGGUGCGGAGAGACAUCAGCCGGUCAGGGAGGCUCUCCUCUGCGCUCAUUCUGCCUCUCUUGGUCCAACCGGCAUUUUCUUCGGUGUUGCUUUGCUUUAAGGACUAUUUUGCUUCAUUAUUUUAUUAUCGCGAGAGUCAGUGGAGUCAGUGCGCCCUGAACAGCGCAGCUGAGCCAAAGAGAGGAGAGGAAAAAGGAAAGGACACUCGGGGCUUGUUCUCUUGUUCCUGCUCCUCUGCCACUUUCACUCUCUCACAGACGACUGUGUGGACCCUGGAGAGGCGACGAUGGAGGGUCUCCAGCGACUGUAUCUUCUAGCUUUCCUUCUGAUACAUGGUGGCCACCAAGCCUGGAGCGCAGGCAGCGAUCAGCAGCAAAUUCCAGCAGAAAAGCUGCUUGUCCUGACUGUGGCCACACAAGAGACUGAUGGCUUUCUCCGCUUCAUGCAGUCAGCGAAAUACUUCAACUACACUGUGAAAGUGUUGGGGAUGGGUGAAGAAUGGAAAGGAGGAGAUGUGGGACGCACCAUUGGUGGAGGUCAGAAGGUCCGACUACUCAAGAACGCCAUGGAGGAUCUGGCUGGCCAAGAGGAUUUAGUGGUCCUCUUUGUGGACAGUUAUGAUCUUAUCUUUGCGGGAGCGCCGGAGGAGCUCCUGAGGAAGUUCCAGCAGGCCAAUCAUAAGGUGUUGUUUGCUGCAGAGGGUGUGAUUUGGCCAGAUUCACGGCUGUCAGAGAAGUACCCCUACGUCCGCAGCGGGAAGCGCUUCCUCAACUCUGGAGGCUUUAUCGGCCACGCCCCAUACAUAAACAAGCUGGUGAAGCAGUGGAACCUGCACGACAACGACGACGACCAGCUCUUCUAUACCAAGAUCUACUUGGACCCCCUGCAGAGGGAGAGCCUUAAUAUGACUCUGGACCACAAGUGCCAGAUUUUCCAGAAUCUAAAUGGAGCAGUGGACGAAGUCUUGAUGAAGUUCGGCACUGAUCGCGUUCGAGUCAGAAACACCGUCUACGACAGUCUUCCCGUGAUCAUCCAUGGCAACAUAAACACCAAAAUCUAUUUGAAUUACUUGGCCAACUACGUCCCGAAUGCCUGGACCUACGAGCGAGGCUGUGGUGUGUGUGACCAAGACAUGGUGGAUUUGUCUCAACUCGCAGAAUUCCCGCGAGUGAGAGUCGGGGUGUUUAUCGAGCAGCCCACCCCAUUCCUGCCCGAGUUUCUCCAACGGCUCCUGACCCUAGAUUAUCCCAAAGACAAACUGGACGUGUUCAUUCAUAACAAUGAGGUUUACCAUGAGAAGCACUUACAGGCUUUCUGGGAGGAGAACAAGGACGUGUUCCGCAGUUUUAAAGUCGUUGGCCCGGAGGAGGACUUGAGCCAAGGGGAGGCUAGGAACCUGGGCAUGGACCUGUGUCGGAGGGAUCAGGAGUGUGACUACUACUUCAGCAUCGACGCAGACGUCAUGCUCACCAACAGGCAGACACUGAAGCUCCUCAUGGAGCAGAACAGAAAAAUAAUUGGUCCCCUUGUCACUCGCCAUGAAAAACUGUGGUCCAACUUCUGGGGGGCUCUGAGCUUGGAUGGCUACUACGCCCGAUCUGAGGACUACAUUGAGAUUGUGCAAGGAAAGCGAGUCGGUGUGUGGAAUAUUCCGUACAUGGCCCAUAUAUACCUCGUAAAAGGCGAGGCUUUGAGGAACGAGCUGAAAGACAGGAACGUGUUUGUCCUGGAGAAGCUGGAUCCUGACAUGGCUCUGUGUAAAAAGACCAGGGAACUGACAAUACAGAGAGAGAAAGACUCUCCUUCUCCGGAAUCAUUCCAUAUGCUCAGAGCCCCAAAGGGCGUUUUCAUGUACGUUACGAACCGUGAGGAGUUUGGAAGGCUUAUUUCUACAGCCAAUUACAACACCUCCCGUUUAAACAAUGACUUAUGGCAGAUAUUCGAGAACCCAGUGGAUUGGAGGGAGAAGUAUAUCCAUCCCAACUACACACAGAUCUUUACAGAGAACCGUCUAGAACAGCCAUGUCCAGACGUGUUCUGGUUUCCCGUGCUGUCGGAGCGGGCUUGUGAUGAGCUGGUGGAGGAGAUGGAGCACUUUGGGUCAUGGUCCGGUGGAAAGCAUGAGGACAAACGCAUCACUGGCGGCUAUGAGAGCGUCCCCACCGACGAUAUCCACAUGAGACAGAUCGAUUACGACAAGGAGUGGCUGCACUUCCUCCGGGAGUUCAUCUCGCCUGUCACUCUGAAGGUUUUCUCCGGAUAUUACACCAAGGGCUAUGCUGUCAUGAACUUUGUGGUGAAGUACACUCCUUCCAGACAGGCCUACCUGAGACCUCACCAUGAUUCAUCCACGUUCACCAUCAACAUAGCACUGAAUCAAAAAGGAAUAGAUUUCCAGGGUGGAGGCUGUCGAUUCCACAGGUAUAACUGCUCUAUAGAGUCUCCAAGGAAAGGCUGGAGUUUCAUGCAUCCAGGAAGACUAACCCACCUUCAUGAAGGACUACCCACCACCAACGGCACACGUUACAUCGCAGUGUCUUUCGUCGACCCUUAACUUCCCUCUUUGGCUAGGAAAGUGUUAGAUUCUGUGUGUGUGUGUGUGUGUGUGUGUGUGUGUGUGUGUGUGUGUGUGUGUGUGUUCUGUGUCAUUUGUUUUGUUGACUUUUUGUUCGUUUCGAGUCAGUGUUUUUGGUUUGUGUCUUUUGUGGCUUUUACUACUGCGCGAAGAGAAAACGAGUUCAACGGAUGGUCACAAAGGGUUUGUGGGGAGUUCCGUACCCACAUGCACACAAGUCAAUCACACAUACACUCCUGCACACACAUACACACAUACAUACAUUAGAACACGGCUACAGUAAUUAGCAUUAUAUGCUUUGAAAAAAAUCAACACUGCAGGGAAAUAGAUCCGAUUUUCUCCACUGUAUUAUCAAUACAAUCAGGUCAAACCAUAAAGUCUUUAUUCAACCUAUAGUCAUAUUGAUUGUCCAGAAGAGAAAAGACCUGCAGGUGUGGUACACAAUGGUGCUGUUUUAGUGUGAUAUCCUGAGAUUUUUUUGUAAUGACGAACGUGUUUUGUUGUUCUUUUCUACCCAAGAAAAAUACAGUACUGUGCAAAAGUGCAAAGCUACCCACCCUUCAUGUAUCAAAUGGCCAAUAAAAUGGCCAUUAAGUACAAGUUAUUAAUUUUUCUGGGAUAAAGAUAAGAUUAGAUAAGCUAAUCCACUUGUGUAAGUAAAGGGAGAGUCAAUGGAAAAUAAGUGAAAAAUAUGAGUUUCUAAAACUGAAGUUGAUUUAAAAAUGAUUAAAAGAUACAGAGAAUGUGGGAUUCCUAAGUGUGCAAGACCUGUAGACCACCGCAACGGCCCCUUUCAGAUAAACAGUACUUACAGCAUUUAUCUUUGAGAGAUCUGAAGUGUUCAAUAUUAAAUGUGUCCAUUCUUUGCCUUCAUCACAGCUUUGUUUUCAAAUUGUUUUCAGAGAAAUCUACAGGGAUAUUUUUUACAUAGCUCCAAAGUUCAGUCUUAGAAGUUGCAUUUUCUGCUUCUUAUGAUCCAAAUAGUCCAAACACACUCACUGAUGUUGAGAUCUGGACUCUGGAGUGGUCAGUCCUGAGACUGACCACCCCAGCACCACCUGAGAACACCAGCACUUCUGUGUUUGUCUCCUUUUCUCAGUGAGGCUUCUUAACAGCUACACAUCCUUUCAGACCCAUAGUGCUGAGUUGUCUUCUCACAGUGGAAGGAUGGACAGAAACACCUGUAGAUGUUUUCAGAUCUGAAGCAGCUUGAUUUGCUCCUCUAUCUCAAAGAUGAAAGCUUUAAGUGCUGUUUAUCUGAGGGGGGACAGUUUUGGUGUCUACCAGAUCUUGCUUGGUUAUUAAAGGUUCCAUUUUUUCAAAUCUUGUAUCUGUAUCUAUAUUUUUGUAUCUUAUAAACUUCGGUUUUAGAAUCUCCUCUUUUUACACUUAUUUUCCUUUGACCUUCUCCUUCCUUAUGCAAGUGGAUUAUCUUAUGUUUAAUUUCCUCAGAAAUGUCGCCUGAAAAAUAAAUAACUUGUACUUAAUGGCUGUUUUAACUGGAAAUGAAAUAAAUGAAGGGUGGUCUCUGACUUUUCUGCAGUACAAUAUAUAAAUAUAUAUUUUUUAUCUUUGCACAUCAAGAAACAGAAAUGACCGCAGGAUUUGAUUUGAAUUCUGGUUGAAUGAAGUUUGAUGAAGACAAAUUAUUACUUGAAAGGCUAGUUUUCUGGACAUAACAUGAGCUAAAUUUUGGAGCCAAUCCCAUUGGCAAAAUUUUUGAUAAAUUAUCAUUAUUUCAGAGUCUCCAUUUUUUGGUCUUGGUCUAGGGUCAACAUGUGCCCAGAAACUGGCCUAAAGUGUUUUACUGUAAAACACAUGGCAGAAUGAUGCCUGUUACAGCCUCAGUUCCUGAAUCAAACUUUUUGGAGAUGAUAGAUGUUGUACUGUCACUGAAAGUUGUUGCUUGUGAAUGAACUUUGAGCCUCAGCCAGGUCCAUCUGUUUUAACUUAUUUUGAAACUGUUGAAAAACAUAAUAAAAGAUAUUUUAAAAAG
Messenger RNA from Colossoma macropomum (tambaqui), 4664 nucleotides. It is a transcript of the gene plod2, whose product is annotated as procollagen-lysine, 2-oxoglutarate 5-dioxygenase 2. Gene Ontology annotation, cellular component: endoplasmic reticulum. The transcript has 20 exons. Gene Ontology annotation, molecular function: procollagen-lysine 5-dioxygenase activity; L-ascorbic acid binding; iron ion binding. The record is from RefSeq and is a predicted model, not a curated record. Gene Ontology annotation, biological process: peptidyl-lysine hydroxylation. Bases 380 to 2647 code for a protein of 755 amino acids. NCBI's taxonomy places the organism in Eukaryota, Metazoa, Chordata, Actinopteri, Characiformes, Serrasalmidae.